AUGAGCUGUGUUUAUCAAUCGUACACUUCCAUAACAAAGGAAGAGAACGAAGAAACAUCCAUAACGGCCACAGUAACAAUUCAUGAAGUAACAGAGACAGAAGCCUCUAGGCUGCCUUUGGAAGAAAAGGCACAGUAUGAGAUUCUAGACGAAGAUAGACUGACCGAACAUGAUUUUAUUUCACUUAUGGACGGUGAAGACACAGAGAGCGAGGAUGACUCGGAUGUAGAGUACACCUGGUUCCCUUCGUUGAUGAAAAGCUCAGUGAUUCAGUUUUUGGAAGAUGAAGACGAGAGUUUGGAUAAUUUGAUGGUAGAUGAUAUCGACCACACAGACGAGGCUAUUGUUGAGGAACAUGAUGGCAUGGAGGAUAUAGAACAAGUUGUGUUUGAUCAUGUUCCCGUUGAAGUUUACCAUAUCACUGUUUAA
Messenger RNA from Rhizopus microsporus ATCC 52813, 429 nucleotides. RefSeq lists its product as uncharacterized. Lineage: Eukaryota; Fungi; Mucoromycota; Mucoromycetes; Mucorales; Rhizopodaceae. The record is from RefSeq and is a predicted model, not a curated record. The transcript is spliced from 2 exons. Bases 1 to 429 code for a protein of 142 amino acids.